Messenger RNA from Venturia canescens, 1805 nucleotides. Its product is annotated as venom protease-like. Gene Ontology annotation, molecular function: serine-type endopeptidase activity. The coding region runs from base 54 to 1319 and encodes 421 amino acids. The transcript is spliced from 6 exons. The record is from RefSeq and is a predicted model, not a curated record. Lineage: Eukaryota; Metazoa; Arthropoda; Insecta; Hymenoptera; Ichneumonidae. Gene Ontology annotation, biological process: proteolysis.
UGCAGAGGCGUUUACGAACGAGACUCUAACGAAACGGCCCGAUCUCGAACGCGAUGCCGGUGCUCAUUCGCAGUGUAUUAACCUACGCAAUUUUAGUGCUGUUAUACCCGUUCGGCAUCGAGACACAGCAGUACGAUCAAGGCGAUGCGUGCGAAACGAACAAAGGACUGUCCGGAAGGUGCGAGCUCCUUCAGGAAUGUCCUUCCGUCUAUCGUGACACGCUGGCCGGUAUUUUACCCGACAAGCUCUGUGGCUUUUUGGGUUUCGAUCCCAUAGUGUGCUGCCCCUCGGCGUCUUCGCAGACAGCGGCGACAAGCGCCACCACUGCGAGCGUCAGAAGUGACGACAGAAGAACGCCAUCGUGGGUUAUAGAAGAGGAUACAGAAAGGAAUUUCGAGACCGCAAUUGUAGGGCGUCUGGGCAGACAGAAAUGCAGAGAGUACGCAAAAUCGGUAUUUGCGGUUGUCAAGCCACCUACUCUUUCGAUAUCACAAAGCUCGGUAAACAUUUCUCUAUGCGCGAUCAAGUUCAAGGCGCUCGUAGUGGGAGGAACCAAAGCGGAUCCGAAAGAGUUCCCUCACAUGGCGGCUGUGGGCUUUGACUCUGAGUCGAGUUCGAACGGACAGCCUGUCUGGCUCUGCGGUGGGACGCUCGUUUCCGAUCGGUUCGUCCUGACCGCGGCUCACUGCACUUUCUCCCUUCAAUAUGGAAACGCGGCUUGGGUCAGAGUGGGUGAUUUGAAUCUCGCGACGGACGAUGACGACGCCCGACCGCAGACGCUUCGUGUUACGGAAAGAAUUCGUCAUCCGGAUUACAAGAGACCCGCCGAGUACCACGACCUCGCGCUCCUCAGGCUCGAAUCGAGAGUCGUAUUCGACGCUUUCACGAGACCGGCUUGUUUACCGAGCCCCGAGCUCGAUGUAGGCGCCGCGAACGAGGAAGGACAGCGAGUCAUUGCCGCCGGUUGGGGUCGCGUCAAUUGGGCUGAUGAAGAUGGCUCGAACAAUCUUCUCAAAGUCACUCUGGAAAGGGUUUCUCAGGAGACUUGCAACGCCAGUUAUUUCAGCGAUGGAACCAUCGAUUAUAAACUCCGACGCGGCAUCGUCGGCGAGUGGCAAAUCUGUGCCGGUGCAGAAGGACGUGACACUUGCCAGGGCGACAGCGGUGGACCCAUCGUCGUAUUCGAUCCGGAGCACGAAUGCAUGUACGACGUUGUCGGGAUAACGAGUCUCGGGAGAUUGUGCGGCAGCAACGUGCCCGGUAUAUAUACUCGAGUCCACAAUUAUUUAUCUUGGUUGGAAAACACCAUAUGGCGUUAACAUUUUUUUGAGCUUGUACGAUUCGUGCCAGAAUCCUACCAGACCUCCGUGCAAUUCAAACAACGCAAACGCCAUGCGAUAAAAAUAUUAAUUUUAUGAUGUUCGAUGUAUAAUAGCAUUCUAUUUUUCGCCACGGAUAUGUGUGUUUGCAAAAAUAACUGAAAUUUUGUGAUAGACUCUCACAGAGCCGAAGACGAUUGCCAAUGUUAUCAUUUUUUCGUUGCCUAACCAAAAGUACAAUUUUCUUUUUGGAUAAAAUACAAAUUUUUCUAAUAAAUCUCCAAAGAAUAUUUUUGGAUAUACGGCAGUCUUAUACGAUAAGAAAUCUGGACGAAAAUUUCUAUAAAAUACUCGUAAAGAUGCUGCAAAACAUUUUUAAUAUCGUAAUAAGAAUAAUGCAUCUGUGGAUGAGUGUUGAGUGCCAACAGGAAAACAGUAUAUGUAUGAAGGACGAAAUGAUUUUAAUAAAAACGUGUAUAUCUUUUA